Molecule: messenger RNA, 2752 nt
Organism: Oldenlandia corymbosa var. corymbosa
Lineage: Eukaryota; Viridiplantae; Streptophyta; Magnoliopsida; Gentianales; Rubiaceae
Source: the annotation of a GenBank genome assembly
UGAGGAUAUUCUAGUAAUUUAAUUAUCUUAUUUAAUGUUUUCUUAAACUAUGUGCAAACUCUAGAAUAACACUUAUUUUGGAACGGAGGAAAUAGUAUUGAAAGAGGUCAAAUUAGUAAUUACGUAAAAGAAAAACCUUCCUAAUAAGGGAGCAUUAUACACAAAUGGCGCCCUCUCCUCAUUUUAGCAGCCUGUUAAGUUGUACGAGGUAGGUAAAAGCCCAAAAGAGAAAUAAAAUUAAGAUAGAAAAGGAUCUAACGCUCUACGCGCCGUCGACGCGCCGCCUUUUGUGAUAAAGAAUCAGAAAAGGGGGAAAAAAAAAUCCAAUCGAAAGAAGGAAGAAGUUUCGCGAAGCUAUGGAGCAGCCGAGCAAUGGAGGAGAAGCAAAGAUGGAAGAUAUAGCGUUGGAGACGCCAGCAGCGGGGGAAAAGGUUCCGGGUCAGGAGACGGACCCUAGUCCGAAACCGGAUCCAAAAUCAAGCGGAGCAAAUGUAGAUCAACACAACGAGAAUGUGACAAAAAAGGAGAGCACCAACGACAAUAUUAAUACCAAUAUUAACGGUGGUUUAUUAUCACCUGAAACUAUAAAUAGCAUUAAUAGUACUGAAAAUCUAAUUAAUACCGAGAUUAAUGAGACUGCGGGUGGCGACGACAGAUCGGCCAGCCCUCUGAACACCAAGUCGAAGAAAUCGGUGCGGUGGAGCGAGGAUUUGGUAUCGGAAUCGCCGCGGCAGGGAACUACGUCGUCGCAUUCUGACGACCGUGGAUCCAAUCCUUACGUCGCUUUUUCUCCGGCUUCUUCCAAUAAUUCUUCAUCCAUCAAUUUCAAGGAGACGAUGGAGAGUGUGAAGGAUGUUUUGGGAAGAUGGGGGAAGAGUGUUAAGGAAGCAACAAAGAAGGCGGAAGUGAUGGCUGGGAACACUUGGCAACAUUUGAAAACUGGUCCAAGCCUUACUGAUGCUGCACUUGGAAGAAUUGCACAGGGAACUAAGGUUCUGGCAGAAGGUGGUUAUGAGAAGAUAUUUCGGCAAACGUUUGAGACAGUUCCAGAGGAGCAGCUUCAGAACUCGUAUGCUUGUUAUUUGUCCACGUCAGCUGGUCCUGUGAUGGGCGUUUUGUAUGUUUCAACCGCCAAGCUUGCCUUUUGUAGUGACAGUCCUCUCUCAUACAAGUCCAAUGAUAAGACUGAGUGGAGCUAUUACAAGGUGGUUAUUCCAUUGCAUCAGCUGAAAGCAGUUAACCCGUCAACAAGCAGAAGCAAUCCUUCUGAGAAAUACAUCCAAGUCAUAUCAGUUGAUAACCAUGAGUUUUGGUUCAUGGGCUUCCUUACCUAUGAUGGUGCUGUGAAGAGCCUGCAAGAGCUAUUACAAGUCCAACAACCUGUCUGAAUUGUGCUACUCUUGUCACUGUCUGAAAAUCCUCUGCCAAAGAAUGUGCUUUCAUGUUAAAUUUUUCAUUGUACAACCAGUUGUUUUCCAUUUUCUUAUUUCAGUCACCUGAAAGGUUAAGCCAAUAGAGAUAUGCGUAACAAUUCCAUUUCAGGAGUUGUACUCUUACUUCAUUUUACCUAGAUGAAGCAAGUGUUAACGUGAACGAUACAGAUUCCUUUGUUCAGAAGGAACAUGGAAAAUUUUGAAUUGGGUUGAUUGUGAUUAUGGUAAGCUGGUAACCUGGAAUUGUUCCCCAGCCUUUUUGCUAAUAGAUAUUUUUCCCUUCCUUUUUCCUGUCCAGCUAAUGAUUGGAACCUGGAGGACAUAUAUCCUCCAAAAGAGAAUAAGUGAUUUAGCAUAUUACAGGUACCAAAAUUUACAUCCCUUCUUUUGGUUUUCAGUUCGGAUUAGAAAGAAUUUGAGCUUCUUCCUAAGCAAUACGUGUCCGUGAUUCUUCGUGAUGCUUUGGAGGGAAUUGCACGUUAAGCAAGCGGGAAAUUUACUUCUUCUACAAUCAUUAUCAAAGGGGUGAAAUCUGGUAAUGUAAUGCGAUUGUCAUAUUGAUGGUCAUUGGAAAAGAAGGUACACUCACUGGACAAACAAAGCAUUGUAUGAGAGGGAGAUGGGGUGAAAGUUUUGCCAAGAAAGGGAUGAGGGAAGAACAAAAAUGAACAGACACUGUACCACCUGUAUUUGUAUUAAUUGACUUCAUAAUUAUUUUACCAGGAAGAUGAAGAUAAGUGUGGGGUAUGGGCCAAAAAAUUAUAGUGUGAAAUAGAAGCAAAGGUUUUGUAAUAAAUUGGUGGUAAUUUUAUUUUAUUUUUUUUGUUUUGACAAAGACCAGUUAUGCUGUUUGGGUGCAAGCUGGAUGGUAGUGGAGGAAGCAUUUGAAACUGUCAGCCCAAACAAAGCAAGAGAAGAAAGAAAGAAAAAGAAUCAAAAGAAGGUGUGUUUUUUUCCUUGGCUUUAUUUAUAUAGCUUAGCUACCCACCCCUUCAAAAUCCAAAACAUAACACUCUACUACACAAACAGUUGGGUCCAUGCUCUAUGUAUUAUUCUAGACCAUAGCAACUAACCAAAUCUGAUCUGACUAAAGCCCUUCAUAGCUGCUACCUCUGCAACUCUCACAUGCAACCCAAUUAUUUUCAUAUUUAUAUCAAAUCAUCUGUCAGUGUCAAUAACCCCUAUUUAUAGGACACUUAAAUGUUGUUUCUUUUCUUACAAAAAUGAUUUAUUAUUGAUACCAUUAUGCUUGAUUGGGGGUAGUCAAUGUGCAUAUGAUUUCAUCUAGUAAAAUUUAGAUCUGAAAAUACAUGCAAUUA